Messenger RNA from Penicillium brasilianum, 414 nucleotides. Lineage: Eukaryota; Fungi; Ascomycota; Eurotiomycetes; Eurotiales; Aspergillaceae. The record is from the annotation of a GenBank genome assembly.
AUGCUCAUCGACGGUCAGAAGUGGGCUUGCGAAGCUUGCAUUCGAGGUCACCGAGUGACUAGUUGCAAACAUCAUGAUCGACCGUUGAUCCGCAUCAAACGCAAGGGUCGCCCCUUUGCAACGUGCUCAAUUUGCAACGCCACGCCCUGCGAGGCACCAACGGAACACGCGCGCCUGAAGCGCGAAGCGGAGCUCAAAUCUCCAUCAUCAAAAGUAACGCAACUACACACAAAAAAAGCCAGCCGUUUCCACCAUCGGAAGGCAGAUCUUCGACAAAUGCGAAGAAGAGAUGCAGACGGUAUGGUGCUGAUGUUCCUUCUUUGGUUCUUAGAAAGCAACCCACGCCAGACUAUACCCGCGUCAUCCCAGCUCGAACGGCUUCCUCCCCAUCGCUCCUCGACCGUCGGGCAGUAG